AUGCUUCGGGCACUUCAAGCUGCAAAGGAAAAACUCUCAAAGUAUUACUAUGCAACAGAUAAGGAGUCAUAUGGUAUAGUAUAUGCAAUUGCAACAAUUCUUUGUCCCUCAAAGAAGCUUCGCUACUUUGACAGCAAGGACUGGCGAGGAGAAGAUGAGGAUGGGAACUGUGUUGAUUUUAUGAAAACCUAUCAGGAUGUGCUACAGAAGGAACCUCUCUCCAAGCCGAAGUGGAUCAACCAGAGGAUGAGAUCACGUGAUAUCUCGCUAAAGGUUAGCACAUCUAUCCAUUAUGCUAUUCUAAUACUAACCCAUUCCUUAGGACUUACCAAGGGGCACCCUCGUCUCUUUUGGAAAGAGCAUGAACAUGAGUAUCCUGUGCUUGCAAGGAUAGCACGGGAUAUCCUCUCAACACCUGCCAGUGGUGCUGGUGUUGAAAGGCUCUUCAAUUGUGCUCGUGAUGUCUGCCACUAUCGUCGGGGGCAACUAAAACCAGACACAAUCAAAGGCUUGAUGCUCCAUUUAUUCUCAUCAAAGUUUGAGCUUGAACAAAGCGAGCUAGAGAUGAUCAAGGAGCAUUUGUCUAGUGGAGAGGCUGCUAUGCUUGAUCAGAUAUGGAAGCCUGUGCCAUCUCUCAAUGAAGUUGAGCCGAUCAGUGAUGAUGAAGAAGAGGGCUGCAAGGGCAACAAUCUAUCUGAUGAUUUGAAUAGUUCAGAUGAUGAUAAUUCAGAGGAAGAAUUGACUCUCACACAAAUUACAACUCAGAGGAAGCAAGAACGACGCAAGCGGCCUUGGUAUAAGACCUCUGAGCUUCAAGAUGAUGGAGAUAAUGGCUUCCCACUUCCUGAAAUGGCAACUGAAAGGAGCACGCAGGCGCGGUCAGGCAGGAUUUGGAAGAAGCCAAAGCUGCCGGAUGGAUUUGAGAUUGAUAGACUGUAAUAGUAGCAAGAAUUUUUCUCCGCAGAAAAGACCAAAGAAACUGCAUUUCAUCUGAAAUCAAUCUUACCAAAGAAUUCCUUUCCAGCUUAUUUCCUCGGAAAUCAUUAAAUAAAGAACUGCUUGACCACCAUCUCGACCAAAAUGCAUUAAAUAAAGAAAUAGUUCCCAGAAUGAUUUCGAGGAAAUCAGUUACACACUGAAUACGUCAAAAAUACCGCGAAGAAUGCAUAAUCUAUGCAGUCUCCUCUAGGUCAUGAGCCUUGGCAUAUUUGUAGUGUUUGAUAUACUGUUGGAUAUCCAAAAGAUAUCCAACAGAUCGAGUUGGACAUCCAAGUCUCAUCGCUGCGGAUGGUUGGAUGUCAAAUUGGCAUCCAAGUCCGCAAUCUGCGGAUGUGAUAGUUGGAUAUCAUAUGAUCCGUUGGAUGCUGCCGCAGCCUAG
This is a messenger RNA of Aspergillus ruber CBS 135680, 1378 nucleotides long. RefSeq lists its product as uncharacterized. The transcript is spliced from 2 exons. Bases 1 to 939 code for a protein of 312 amino acids. Lineage: Eukaryota; Fungi; Ascomycota; Eurotiomycetes; Eurotiales; Aspergillaceae. Gene Ontology annotation, molecular function: protein dimerization activity. The record is from RefSeq and is a predicted model, not a curated record.